AUGGCCAGCUACUCGGAACGAGAUGCCCCCAACCUCGAGGUUUAUCCGCGAUUCACCAACGAUCUCCCCGACGUGCCCUUUCCUCCCAAGUUCCUGCCCUGCAGUUUCGACAUUAACCGCCUAGCAGCCUAUCGCGAUACCUCCCUUAUUCAGUCUUAUCAGUACAAGUUGCACGCUCCUGCCGAUGUGGGUGUCAACGUCAACCUCCUGCGCCCCGAGGACUACAAUCCCAAACGAAGCGCUCACGAUCAAAGCUUUGGGUCCUUGACCGAGCUCACCCCCACCCCGGCUUGUGCUUGGAUGUAUGACUGGCAGAAUUUUGCAGCUUACUUUCUGCCCACGGUCGACACUACCAACCGCUUGUGCACCUACGCCCAAGACGCCGAGCGCAAGGGAGUGGCAGAAGGCGAGGUCUUUGAGUACGACAAGAUUCGCGAGUUUCAGUUUGAUGUGGAAACGCGCGAUGACCGCUACAUUGGCACGGGUCUCGAGGAUUACUUUUUGUUUUAUGAACACGACAAUCUGAUCAACUACACACGCUUAGAGCGAACUCUCAAGCUUUCGCAGCGCCGCGGCAUGUCCACCACGCGUCGCGAGAUUUUGCGCAUGACGCACAACUCGCAAGAGCCCGACGACGAGGAGGAUGAUGAGGAUUUUGGGGGCACCGCAGGGGGCAAUGGCGAUGGCGAGCUGGAGGGCGAGGCCAACGGGACUGCCACCCCUGUGGGUGAGACUGUGGCCAACCAAGAGGAAUCUGUUGCAACGGAUUGA
Monosiga brevicollis MX1 is the source of this 771-nucleotide messenger RNA. RefSeq lists its product as uncharacterized. The transcript has 8 exons. Gene Ontology annotation, cellular component: Cdc73/Paf1 complex. Gene Ontology annotation, biological process: transcription elongation by RNA polymerase II. NCBI's taxonomy places the organism in Eukaryota, Choanoflagellata, Craspedida, Salpingoecidae. Gene Ontology annotation, molecular function: chromatin binding; RNA polymerase II complex binding. Bases 1 to 771 code for a protein of 256 amino acids. The record is from RefSeq and is a predicted model, not a curated record.